This is a messenger RNA of Pollicipes pollicipes, 2307 nucleotides long. RefSeq names its product conserved oligomeric Golgi complex subunit 7 (gene Cog7). The coding region runs from base 136 to 2307 and encodes 723 amino acids. The record is from RefSeq and is a predicted model, not a curated record. Gene Ontology annotation, biological process: intracellular protein transport; Golgi organization; retrograde vesicle-mediated transport, Golgi to endoplasmic reticulum. Gene Ontology annotation, cellular component: COG complex. The transcript is spliced from 18 exons. Lineage: Eukaryota; Metazoa; Arthropoda; Thecostraca; Pollicipedomorpha; Pollicipedidae.
AAUUUUGCGAUAUUUGUUAUUAGGUUAGGUGAUUCUGUACGGUGGCCAAGCGCGGCCAAUGUCCUGUGUGACGCUCAUGAUUUUCUGUGCUGAUUCUAAGGCGGCGGCUGCAUUGUAUUAGUGAAGGAUUAUAAAAUGGACCUAUCUGCAUUUUCUGAUGAGAAGUUUGAUGUGAAGCAAUGGGUGGGGCAGGUGUUUGAAUCUCCUGAAGCAAAGGAAAACUCGGAAAGCCAUGCAGCAACAGUUGUCAUGAAGUUACAGCUUUUCAUUCAGGAAGUCAACAGCUCCUUAGAUGAAACCAGCCAACAGGUGCUGCAGAGUCUGCCCCGUUUGGUGCGGGACGUGGAGGCGGUGCGGUCGGAGGCGUCACGUCUGCGCGAGCAGAUGAGCGUCGCCAAGGCUGACGUCGUUAAGGUGGAGCAGGAGACGGCCCAGUCCAUGCGCACGCUCACCCAGCUGGACACGGUCAAGGCGCGCAUGGAGCGCACGUGCCAGGCGCUUCGCGAGGCUGACAACUGGACGACGCUCUCGGCCGACGUCGAAGAGGUGUUCGAGAGCGGCAGCCUGCAGCAGAUGGCCUCCAAGGUGGCGGCGCUGCAGCAGAGUUUGGCCGUGUUGGCGCACGUGUCCGACUACGAGGAGCGCCGUCAGACGCUCGAGGACCACCGCAACCGGCUGGAGGCCACCGUCAGCCCGCACCUCGUGUCGGCCAUCUCGGCCGGCGAUGUCGCCCGCAGCCAGGAGCUGGUGGAGGUGUUCCGCCAGAUGGGUCGGCUGCCGCAGCUGGAGAAGUACUACGUGCGCUGUCAGCGCGGCGAGCUGCAGCAGAGUUGGGCGGCGCAGCUCGAGGCGCGUCAGGAGGAGGGCGUGCUCGAGUGGCUGUCCGCCUUCUCCGACACGCUGGUGGACACCUGGCAUUCGCAGACACGCUGGUUGGAGCAGGUGCUGCCCCACCUGUCGCCGGUCAACACGCUCUGCUGCGUGCUGGCCGACACGCUGCAUGCCCUGCAGCCCAGCGUCGCCACCUGUCUGGAAACGGCUGCCAAGGAGCACUCUGACCCGCUGCAGCUGCUGGAGGACUGCAAGCGUGUGACGGACCGGCUGAUCGGCACGCUCCUGCUGGCGGCCGACCUGCCCUCAGGCUCGAGCGCGGAGGCCCCGGCGGCCGCGGCUCUGGUGAGGGCCGCCUACGAGCCGUACGUCACCCAUCUGCAGCGGUACGGCCGCUACCAGGAGCAGCUGCUCGUGCUGGCCAUACAGGCGCUCGUGCCGACCAGCGCUGAUCUGCAAGAGAGGGUGGACGCGGUGGGCUCGUCGGUCAGCAGGCUGAUGACGCUGCUUCACUCAGCGCUCGAUAGAUGUCUCUCGUUCACGUACGGAUACUGCUUACCUCAGCUGUUGGACGCCUUCAAGUGCGCCUUCGAGACGUACCUGUCGAGCGUGAGCGCGGCCGCGCGCCAGUUGGGCGCCCAGCCCGCCUCCGGCUCCGACUGGACCGUGUUCCACGCCAGCGUCCGGCUGCUGCAGGCCAUAGGGGACCUGAUGACGCAGACGGACCGGCUGGAGCUGCGCGUGGUGACGGCGCUGACGCAGCCGCCGGCCGCCGUGCCCGCCCACCUCGGACCGAACCUGCUGCUGCCGGCCGAUCAGCAGCAGCGCUACGGCCUACUGGUGGACCAGGUGGCCGACGGCGACACUGUCACCUUGCUGGAGCCGUGCCACCGUGUGCUGGACACCACCAAUGAAGAGGUGCAGCGCGUGGCCUUCUACGCCAUGUUCUCGCCGAUCCAGAGCCAGCUGCGGGCGCUGGAGGCGGCCGAUUGGGAGGGCCGCGGCCCCGGCGGCUCGCUCUCGGCCGACCUGCCAGACUUCAGCUACACACCGCAGGAGUAUAUCACCCAGGUGGGCCAGUACUUGAUGACGCUGCCUCAGCACCUGGAGCCCUUCAUGGCGCAGAACGACCCCACGCUGGGCCGCGCCCUCCAGACGGGCGUCAUGCCGUACAGCUCGGACGUGGCCGGCGGCCGCAGUGAGUCGGAGUCGGGCGUGGUACACUACAUCAUUAGCUGCCUGUCGGAGGGCGCCUGCCAGGUGUACGCCGACCAGAUCGUGCAGAUCCAGCGCAUCACACCCGGCAUGACCCGACAACUGGUCGCCGACAUUGACUACCUCGGUAACGUGCUGGACGACCUGGGCCUGCGGCUGGCCGAGGUGCUGCACGCCCUGCGCACGCUGCUCCGCUGCCCAGCCGCCGAGUACGCGCGCCUGAGCGGCGCCGGUGAGGAGGGGCGCGCGCCGCCGGACUGA